This is a messenger RNA of Caenorhabditis bovis, 1545 nucleotides long. NCBI's taxonomy places the organism in Eukaryota, Metazoa, Nematoda, Chromadorea, Rhabditida, Rhabditidae. The record is from the annotation of a GenBank genome assembly.
AUGAGGAUACUAUUACUAUUAUUAUUGCUCGUCGUCGGAUCAUGUAGCGCAUAUAAAAUGCUAGUAUUUGUGCCAAAUAUGGCCAAUAGUCAGGUUCAAUUCUGUACAAGAGUUGCUGCAGCUCUUGCCGAUGCUGGCCAUGACGUCACAAUGGCUAUGAUAACACAUCUCAGCGAUUUCAAACACGAUGUGAAGAUACCCAAGAAUAUUAAAGUAUAUGAGGUUGAUGCUUUUGUCGAAGGACUCACACAGGAAUACAUGCACGGCGAGCAGGCAAAGUUCAUGUUUAGGGAUGUGAGUCCACUUGAACCCGAAAUGUUCCGCCUGAUGAACCUUUUCACAACUUUGCAAAAGGAUGGAUGUCGAAUGUUGCUUCGCAAUAAGGAAUUCCUUAAAUGGCUUGAAAGUGAGAAGUUUGACAUUGCUUUUGCGUACAUCUACUCGACAUGUCCAGUUGGUAUCAUUCAUCACGCAAAGAUUCCCACAUGGAUAUGGUUAAAUAGCGGUGGUUUAAUGGAUUAUGUGGCGAAUACGAUUGGCGUCCCAAUUAUUCCAAGCUAUGUUCCACCAAUGAUGAUGGAAGCUCAUGAUACUCUUACAUUCUAUGAGAGAAUCAAGAGUUUCAUUGGUCACACACUUUUGGGUUUGCUCUCUAGAAGUAUGAUGGCUACCAAAUACACAGAAGUAUUCCGAGAGGAAAUCGAUCCAAAUUUUCCGCACACUAUGGAUUUGGCUGAGAAAUGUCCAUUGGUUAUGGUGAACUCGAAUGAGCUUUAUGAUCUACCAAGACCAACUCUAGCGAAGGUGGUGAAUAUUGGAGGAUUGGGUGUCGGCUUCGAUGCUGCCAAACCGCUGACAGGGGAAUUUGAGAAGAUAAUCAAUAGCGGAAAAGGAACAAUCGUUUUCUCAUUCGGAUCGGUGGCUGCUGCCCACAAAAUGCCCGAAUUCUGGAAAAGCGCCCUUUUGGAAGCAUUUGCUGAAUUUGCAGACUAUCAAUUUGUGAUGAGAUACGUUGAGAACGACCUCAAUGAUCGACUUCCCAAAAAUGUGCACCUAUUCAAAUGGCUUCCACAGAAAGAUCUUCUACUUCAUAAUAAUACGAAGGCGUUCAUUUCUCACGGAGGAUACAACAGUCUUCAGGAAUCAAUUUCUUCGGGUACUCCAUUAGUCACCAUUGCAUUGUUCGGAGAUCAGCCAAAAAAUUCGAAAAUCGCGCUCAAACAUGGAAUUGCUGUAAAUAUUGCAAAAUCGGAAAUAUCGAAGGAAACUAUUGUCAGCAAAUUGAAAGAAAUUCUUGAGAAUCCAAUGUAUUCAAACAAUGUCAAAAGAAUUUCCCAAAUGGUCCGUAAGCAGCCAACGAAGCCAGCAGAAUUGCUUGUGAAAUGGUCGGAAUUCGUGGCCGAAUUCAAAAAUUCAGGCUCCGGAGGACUCUGGAAUACGAACUAUACAAACGAAUGGAAUCUCGGCCGAGACUUCGCUUGGCUUAAUAAUUCAGAAUAUCCAAACCUUCUGAUGAUAUUACGGUCUGUAUUAAGUUUCUGCUAA